AUGGAAAAUGGGUGUAAAAUUGUUAUUACUAGCAGAUCCAUUGAUGUAUGCAACUACUUGAAAUGUCAGGUAGUUAAAGUGCCACCUCUACCAGAGCAAGAGUCUUUGAACUUGUUUUUAGAUAAGGUUGGGCAAGAUGUUCUACGAAUUCCCAAUUUGGAAAAGAUUUUGAAGCUUAUGGUGGCUGAAUGCGCUGGUUUGCCAUUGGCCAUUGUUGUUAUUGCAGGGAGCAUGAGAGGAGUUGAAGAUAUUUGUGAGUGGAGAAAUGCAUUACGUGAAUUGCGUCAAUGUGUGGUGGACACAGAGAAAGAUUCAGAAGAUGAGAUAUUUAAUCCUUUGAAGUUCAGUUAUGAUCGUCUACCAAAAAAUUCAAGCAUCCAAGACCAAAAGUGUUUCUUAUAUUGCUCAUUGUAUCCGGAAGAUUGGAAUAUUAGAAGAAAAGAUCUAAUUGAAAACUGGAUUUGUGAGGGAAUUGUUGGAAAAUUAGAAAGCAGAAGAGAAAUGCAUGAUAAAGGAAAUGCUAUUUUAAAUAGGCUUUUGAACUGUUGUUUGUUAGAGGAAGCCAAUGAAAAGGCAUGUGUUAAGAUGCAUGAUGUUGUGAGGGACAUGGCAUUGUGCAUCAAGAGGACAGGUCCUGGUAGGUUUAUGGUAAAAGCUGGAAUGAGAUUGACAAAGAUACCGGAUGAGGAUGAAUGGAAUGAAGAUCUAGACAAGGUCUCCCUCAUGAAAAAUCAAAUAUCAUAUAUCCCUCAAAAUAUGUCCCCCAAAUGCUUGAUGCUUUCAACCUUGAUUUUGGAGGGCAAUAAAGGAUUGAGACAAAUUUCAUAGUGUUUUUUUGCUAACAUGCCCCUGCUGAAGUUUCUUGAU
This is a messenger RNA of Rubroshorea leprosula, 867 nucleotides long. The record is from the annotation of a GenBank genome assembly. Lineage: Eukaryota; Viridiplantae; Streptophyta; Magnoliopsida; Malvales; Dipterocarpaceae.